Salarias fasciatus (jewelled blenny) is the source of this 1533-nucleotide messenger RNA. RefSeq names its product NLR family CARD domain-containing protein 3-like. The annotation marks the transcript as partial. The record is from RefSeq and is a predicted model, not a curated record. The transcript has a single exon. Lineage: Eukaryota; Metazoa; Chordata; Actinopteri; Blenniiformes; Blenniidae.
CUGUUCAUCUUUGACGGUCUGGAUGAAAGCAGACUUUCUCUGGACUUCAGCAGCAAACAGCGGCUGGUUGACGUCUCCCAGCAGUCUUCAGUCAGCCUGCUGCUCACUAACCUCAUCCGGGGGGAUCUGCUGCCCUCGGCUCGGGUCUGGAUCACUUCCAGACCUGCAGCGGCCAAUCAGAUCCCUCCAUCAUGUGUGGACAGACUGACAGAAGUGCGAGGCUUCACUGACGCCCAGAAGGAGGAGUACUUCAGGAGGAGGCUGAGUGAUGAGGAGCUGAGCAGCAGAAUCAUCUCCCACAUCCAGACCUCCAGGAGCCUCCACAUCAUGUGUGGAAUCCCAGUCUUCUGCUGGAUCACUGCUACAGUUCUGGAGCACAUGUUGAGCAGCGAGCAGAGAGGAGAGCUGCCCCAGACCCUGACUGACAUGUACUCCCACUUUGUGCUGGUUCAGACACACAGGAAGAAGCUCAAGUACCAUGAAGGACCUGAGACGGGUCCACAGGAGCUGACGGAGGCUGACAGGAAGAUUCUCCUGAAGCUGGGCAGGAUGGCCUUUGAACAUCUGGAGAAAGGAAACAUCCUGUUCUACCAAGAAGACCUGGAGCAGUGUGGUCUGGAUGUGACUGAGGCCUCGCUGUUCUCUGGAGUUUGUACUCAGAUCUUCAAAAGAGAGUCCGUGAUCUUCCAGAAAGCCGUCUACAGCUUCGUCCAUCUGAGUGUUCAGGAGUUUCUGGCUGCAGUCUUCAUGUUCCACUGUUUCACCAACAGGAAGACAGAUGGACUGAAGACCUUCCUGACUUUAUCUGGACAAGUGUUCAAGUUGUUUGGAUUUGAUAAUUCUUUCCCAUCUCUGGACAAGGUCCUGAAGAAAGUCCUGCAGAAAUCCCUCAGAAGUCAGAACGGCCACCUGGACCUGUUUGUCCGCUUCCUUCAUGGCCUCUCUCUGAAAUCCAACCAGAGACUCUUAGAAGGUCUGCUGGGUCGGACAGAGAUCAGUCCAGAAACCAUCCAGAGAGUCAUCCAGAACCUGAAGGAGAUCAACAGUGAUGAAACGUCUCCUGACAGAAGCAUCAACAUCUUCCACUGUCUGAUGGAGAUGAAGGACCUCUCAGUCCAUCAGGACAUCCAGAAGUUCCUGAAGUCAGAGAACAGAUCAGAGAAACUCUCUGAGAUCCACUGCUCAGCUCUGGCCUACAUGCUGCAGAUGUCAGACCAGGUCCUGGAGGAGUUGGACCUGAAGAAGUACAACACAUCAGAGGAGGGACGACGGAGACUGAUCCCAGCUGUGAGGAACUGCAGGAAGGCUGAGUGAGUCCACAUGUCCUCAUGAUCAAUGUCUCAGUGAUGUUUGUAGAAAGUAGUUCCUGUAGUUCCUCUGUGGAGAUGUUCCUCAAUCAGGGCUCCAUAUUCAGGCCUGUCUGAUCGUCCUGGAGAACAAAAUAUGUCGAUCAGCUUGUUCAACCAGAGAAGUUGAUCGUGCUGCAGAAGCUCCUGAUGCUGUUUGGUUUAAUAAGACCAGAAGACAAGCUGA